CGGGCUACCAAAUCCGAAGAAGAAUCAUACACUUGGACGAAAAAAGAGUCAAGAGCCCUGAGAACUCGGCGAAAAACUGAGAGAUCGCGAGAGGCCAGAAAAGAAGAGACCUGAAAUCGCUUGGAGAACGAUUCCCCAUGCCAAAUGAGCAUCUCGGCGGUGGAUCGCAAAGAGCAGGCCAGCGUGGGCAGCGUUCUGGGCAGGCGUUAUGGCCAGCUGCUCCAUGGAGCCAAGUACACGGAUUGUGUGUUCCAUGUGUGCGAGGAGCAGGUGAAGUGUCACAAGCUAAUCCUCAGCUCCGCCAGUCCUGUUUUCGAGGCCAUGUUCUUUGGUCCAAUGCAAAACAACGAGCCAGAGCCGGAAAUCGAAAUCCACGACAUUAGUUCCGCCAUCUUUAAGGUGCUGGUGGAGUACAUCUACACUGGCGUGGUGGACUACAAUGGCCUGGAACUGGUGGCCUGCAUUGAGCUGUACUAUGCGGCAGAGAAGUAUCUGCUGGAGGAGCUGAUCGCCGACACGCUGAUGGCCAUCCCCCGCAAGCUGCGCUUCGCCAACAUCCUGCCCGCUCUGGAGCUGAGUGUCUGCAUGGGCCUGGACAGCCUGCUGGAGGUGUGCAUGAACUUCUUUAUGCGUUGCUGUGUCAAUAAUGGACAGUACAUGAGCCACCUGAAGGAGCACUAUGUCCAUGUGUCCAAGGAGUGCGUGAAGGCCAUUAUAGCGGCCUGCAAGGAGCCGCACAAGCUGCUCAUCUGGUACGUUUACGAGUGGACGCGCCAGGAGUGUGAGCAGUUGGGCCUAGGUCCCAGUGAUGCGGAUCUGGUGGUUCACGACUUGGGUGGUGAACCAAGCGAUUGGCCCGUGGCUGCGGCUGUCAAUGAUUUGAAAUCACCAGCUCUAGCUCCUGUGGUUUCGGUGGAACGCUGCUACUACAAGGCCUGUCGGCCCUUCACAGUGGAUUCCGAGUCUCCGGUCUUUCGCCUGCGCCUGAAGUGCUCCAGAUUUAUCUCACUGAUGGGACUGGUGUUGAACAGCCGGCUGACCCCCAACCGUUUGGGUCACGUCCAGCAGCUGGAGUACCGAGAAUCGCUGCGCCUGGACCUGUGUGAGGUGCCCGCCGAGAGCGAGGGUCCGGCCAGUGAGCCCGUGUGGAGCCAUGUCGUCCAGGGCCAGAGCACCAAGUACAACUGUGAUCUGCAUCUUGGCUGGCGGCGCGAGGAGUCCUGCGUGCUGAAUCCGGAGUUGACCUACGAGCUGCAGUUACGCUGGGACACUGGUGCCUACGGCGCCGAGUAUCCAUGCAGCCUGCAGUCCUGCCAGGCGGACGGAAUCCGGUUUACAGACGAGGACAGCUUCAGCGGAAGUCUGGUCAAGGGACUGCGCUACGCCAACCUGGUGUAGUCGCUCAGGGAGCGAUACUCUAUAUCAUAAUUAGUUAGUCCGUAAGACGUGUGUGUAUUUAUUGCCCUAAGUUAAUGUACGCUGCCUCAGAGUUCAAUAAACUGUGAGUAAGUUCGCUUCAAA
Molecule: messenger RNA, 1521 nt
Organism: Drosophila subpulchrella
Lineage: Eukaryota; Metazoa; Arthropoda; Insecta; Diptera; Drosophilidae
Exons: 2
Coding region: 145-1398 (417 amino acids)
Biological process (GO): regulation of proteolysis; proteasome-mediated ubiquitin-dependent protein catabolic process
Cellular component (GO): cytoplasm; nucleus
Molecular function (GO): ubiquitin protein ligase binding
Source: RefSeq, a predicted model, not a curated record